AUGAUGAAAAGAAAGAAGAAGCUAAAUCGACAGCUGACUAUCAUGUUGUUACUUCAGGUAUGUCUACUAUUAUACAAUAUCAUUGUAUCUUACCUACAAGCCUUAUACCGUAAAACUUUUAAAACUUUUAAUGCUUAUUAUAUAUUGUUAUACAAGCUUUACACUCCUUAGUAUUACCUAUAUAAUUACAUACAUAUCACUUCCAGACAAUACCUCACUUUGUCCUCUCAGUAAUGCCAGUUGGUAUCUUCAACUCUCACAUAUUUGGAGGUGUGGUAAUGGCCAUAGCCAACAAUGCCAUGACUUAUGGACCUGCAAUCCUGCCUGUAUUUGAUGCUCUUACUGUACUUUUUGUGUUACCAUCUUUUCGUCGUAUCUUCUUCAAAAUAUGCAAAUGUGGCAAAGUUGCCGAUACAAAACAUACCACAGUAAUGUCGACAUCUAAAGUUCGCAAUCUUGUGCAAGUUGAUGUAAAACAAGUUUACACUGUAAAGUCAGCUGUUUAA
This is a messenger RNA of Bursaphelenchus okinawaensis, 506 nucleotides long. The record is from the annotation of a GenBank genome assembly. NCBI's taxonomy places the organism in Eukaryota, Metazoa, Nematoda, Chromadorea, Rhabditida, Aphelenchoididae.